CUCGCUCUCUCUCUCCCUCUGUGUGUGUCUCUCUCUCUCUCAUCCCUUCACAGUUCCUCGGUGGUCAGUUCACUUGCCACUCUGGGACACGCACACACACACAGCCAGUUCACUUCCUCUCUCUCUUUGUAGCUGCUGUGCGUGUGUGUGUAUGUGUGUGUGUGCUUCCACAUGGCGCUCAGCACUGACUCCUCCCAGGACAUUUCCUGAUUUAUUAGUUUCUUUUGUGGCCCAAAAAUGUGGAUCUCCAGCGGUGCGGUCGCUGCCGAGGGGCUUCACGGAUCAGCAGCCGGAAAUGAGGCACGGCAGCUGAGCUAGCAGAGUUUGAGCUGCGGUGGGAGCUCUUGGAGGAGCAAGAGUCCGGCUGUUCCCAAACAUCAGCACUUUACAUUGAGCCAUGGGUGUAGCCGCACGCCUGCUGGUGUGAACACAGCUGGAUCAGCGUGGUGGUGCCUGAGCAGUCUCUCUUACAACAUCCUAGACACUCGCACACCUCACCACAGUAAGACGGCAGCAAACAUGACAGACAGACUGAGCUCCACCCCCAAAACAGCCCCCCGGCCUGCUGCUCCACCUCCAGUGCUCCCCCCCGAGCCCAUCGACAUCAUCCGCGUCAAGGCCCGCUCCCGGCGGGUCAGGCUCAACGUCGGAGGCCUCACACAUGAAGUCCUCUGGAGAACACUAGACCGGCUGCCUCGAACCCGUCUGGGACGCCUGAGAGACUGCAACACCCAUGAAUCAUUGCUGGAGAUCUGCGAUGACUACAGCCUCACUGAAAACGAAUACUUCUUCGACCGGCACCCCAUGGCCUUCUCCUCUAUCCUCAACUUCUACAGAACGGGGAAGCUGCACAUGAUGGAGGAGAUGUGCGCCCUGUCCUUUGGCCAGGAGCUGGACUACUGGGGUAUCGAUGAAAUCUACCUGGAGUCGUGCUGCCAGGCACGGUACCACCAGAAGAAGGAGCAGAUGAACGAGGAGCUGAGGAGGGAGGCGGAGACACUGAGGGAUAAGGACGGUGAGGAGGAGGAGCAGGGAUGCUGUCCUGAAAACAGACAGAAGCUCUGGGAUCUGCUGGAGAAGCCCAGCUCAUCUGUAGCUGCGAAGGUCCUGGCCAUGAUCUCCAUCCUGUUCAUAGUCAUUUCCACCAUCUCACUGUCUCUCAACACGCUGCCAGAGCUGCAGGUGGUGGAUGAAUUUGGCCAGUACAAUGACAACCCCAGCCUGGCCCACGUGGAGGCUGUGUGCAUUGCCUGGUUCACCAUGGAGUACAUCCUGCGUCUGCUCUCUGCACCAAACAAGUGGAAUUUUAUCAAAGCACCGCUGAACAUCAUUGACUUGCUGGCUAUUCUGCCUUACUACGUGACCCUCUGCCUAACUGAGUCCAACAAGAACGUGAUGCAGUUCCAGAAUGUGCGCCGUGUCGUUCAGAUCUUUCGAAUCAUGAGGAUCCUGAGAAUACUGAAGCUGGCCAGGCACUCAACCGGACUCCAGUCUUUAGGCUUCACUUUGCGAAGGAGCUACAAUGAGUUGGGUCUGUUGAUCCUCUUCUUAGCCAUGGGCAUUAUGAUCUUCUCUAGUUUGGUGUUCUUUGCUGAGAAGGACGAGGACGCCACCAAAUUCACCAGUAUCCCUGCAUCCUUCUGGUGGGCUACAAUUACUAUGACCACUGUUGGCUAUGGAGACAUUUACCCUCAAACGUUGCUGGGCAAGAUAGUAGGAGGGCUCUGCUGCAUAGCCGGUGUGUUGGUCAUCGCCCUUCCCAUCCCAAUCAUUGUCAACAACUUCUCUGAAUUCUACCGUGAGCAGAAAAGGCAGGAGAAGGCCAUCAAGAGGAGGGAAGCUCUUGAAAGGGCCAAACGGAGUGGAAGCAUUAUUUCAAUUAACCUUAAGGAUGCAUUUGCACGUAGUAUGGAACUCACAGAUGUGCUGGUAGAAAAGAGGGAGGACAGUAAGUGUCCUGUGGAUAACCACCUCUCACCAAGCCGCUACAGCUACCAGAGGCAAUACCCCAGCGCAGAGGUGUGCAGUCAAGGCAGGUCUCAACAUUCUCAUUACCAGGAAGUAGCUCAGCAGGGCUCUCCAGAGCGAGUCAAGCUCUCAUCCAACAAAACAACCCCUCAACACCUCAGCGCAAAAAGUCUGGAAGAGACAGACAACAAGACGGCAAACGUCAGCAAAGUGUCACUGGAGAUGAAAACAAUUACAUCGACUCAAGUGCAACAGAAUUCGCCUGAGCUUAACGUUAUCAAGACAUUCUCCAACGCGAUCGGGGACGUUCCAGUGAAAAGAGGAGAAAGAAGUUCUCCUCAACGUAGUGCUGAACGAAAUCAAAAUGGAUCUAGACAACAUCCAAUCCCCCCUCCUUUGGAUCUAAGCCAAAUAAGCGCUAUGGAAGUGACGGGGGGCUCAGACAGUGUCCAGACAGGGACCCUCUUCAAAAAGGGCUUGUAUGAGUUUGUGUCAAGCUCUGGAGUAAGUGCCACUGGAGAUAUGGACUUAAAGCCACAGAGUGAGGAAAAAUUUGGAAGGACCUAUGAUCACAUCGGCAGCUUCUUGCAAGGUCACAGCAACCCUCACAAGACAAGAGCUCUAAAUGUCGACCUCAUCGGUUCUGAGGAUGAUGUGCUGAUGCCUGUGAUGACACCUGUAGCGACCCCUGUUUCUACAGGCUCAGCCAAAGUGGCUCAGCUACUUCACGAUGACAUCGUUUCUAGGUUUUCUACACCUCAUAGUUCUGUAACUCAGGAAGUUAAAUCUCCUUUAGCGAUCCUGCAAUCUCCAUCUUUGGCCCGGCAGUCCUUCAGUCCAAGCUCCUCCCAGGGGGGAGGUGAGAGCUCAGCAGCCAAGGGCUUAGAAGGUGAAGGACAGCUCACGGGUUUAAGCCACCAGGGAAGGAAUCACAUGGAGAGGUCUGCCACCGGGCCAGGCAGCAGCACUGGCCCACUGUCAGGCAAAGCAAGCCCCCUCAACUGCACUCAAGAGCUGCUCACUGUGGAAGGAGUGGAGGAGAGAGGAGGAGCAGAGGGAGCAGAACAGAGUGGAGGAAAACCAGAGAACCACAUUGUUGUGGAUGGAAGCGUGUCUCCGCCCUGUGAAACAAGCAUGUGACUUCAGAGGUCACAUGCUUGUUUACAGACAGGGAUGCUGAUGGGCGAGAUAAAGAGAUGAUAAAUAAAACUGUGGGCUCUGCAGCUGUGGACAAAGAUGCAUUAAAGUGUGAAGAGUUGUUGCACUUUUUGUGGAGUAAUGCAC
Messenger RNA from Solea solea (common sole), 3252 nucleotides. Its product is annotated as potassium voltage-gated channel subfamily B member 2-like. Gene Ontology annotation, biological process: potassium ion transmembrane transport; protein homooligomerization. The transcript is spliced from 3 exons. The record is from RefSeq and is a predicted model, not a curated record. Bases 520 to 3108 code for a protein of 862 amino acids. Gene Ontology annotation, cellular component: membrane; voltage-gated potassium channel complex. Lineage: Eukaryota; Metazoa; Chordata; Actinopteri; Pleuronectiformes; Soleidae. Gene Ontology annotation, molecular function: delayed rectifier potassium channel activity; protein binding.